Molecule: messenger RNA, 1339 nt
Organism: Linepithema humile (Argentine ant)
Lineage: Eukaryota; Metazoa; Arthropoda; Insecta; Hymenoptera; Formicidae
Gene: Tm2
Product: tropomyosin 2
Biological process (GO): muscle contraction; actin filament organization
Cellular component (GO): actin filament
Molecular function (GO): actin filament binding
Source: RefSeq, a predicted model, not a curated record
GGACGCGACACAUGCGUCCUUUCGCCGCGCGCUUUUCGUCUGGCAGCUUUUCCGUUCCUCGCUCAGAUACUCGUCUCGCGCUACUCCGAUCGCUCGGGUUAAGCAUACUCGGUAAUUUCAUCGAAACAGUCGACGAAACAAAGCCGCCACCAUGGAUGUCAUCAAGAAGAAGAUGCAAGCGAUGAAGCUUGAGAAAGACAAUGCCAUGGAUAAGGCCGAUACCUGCGAGGGGCAGGCGAAGGAAGCGAAUAUGCGCGCGGAUAAGGUCCUCGAGGAAGUCGGAGAUCUUACGAAAAAAUUAGCUCAGGUGGAAGGCGAUCUGGAAGCCAACAAGCAGAAUCUCGAACAGGCCAACAGGGAUCUCGAGGAUCGCGAAAAGUCCCUUACCAACGCUGAAUCUGAAGUCGCUGCCCUUAAUCGCAAAGUCCAGCUUAUUGAGGAGGACCUCGAGCGCUCGGAGGAACGACUGAACACCGCGACCGCUAAGCUGACCGAAGCGUCACAGGCCGCUGACGAGUCCAGCCGUAUGUGCAAAGUAUUGGAAAAUCGUGCGCAACAGGAUGAGGAAAGGAUGGACCAGCUGACGAACCAACUGAAAGAGGCCCGCCUGCUCGCGGAAGACGCUGAUGGAAAAUCUGACGAAGUGUCGCGCAAGUUGGCCCUCGUUGAAGACGAACUCGAAGUUGCUGAGGAUCGCGUGAAAUCCGGUGAAGCCAAGGUUAUGGAGCUGGAAGAAGAAUUGAAGGUCGUCGGCAACAGCUUGAAAUCUUUGGAAGUCUCCGAAGAAAAGGCCAAUCAACGAGUUGAAGAAUUCAAGCGCCAACUAAAAACUUUGACAGUCAAACUAAAGGAAGCCGAAGCUCGCGCCGAGUUUGCCGAGAAGACCGUCAAGAAACUCCAGAAGGAGGUUGAUAGGCUUGAAGACGAAUUGGGCAUCAACAAGGACAGAUACAAGUCGUUGGCUGAUGAAAUGGACUCGACGUUUGCCGAAUUGGCAGGAUACUAGAUCACUUUAUUAUCUCGCUAUGUUUUAUGCCUAACAAUCGUUGCGUUCUUCUUGUCGAGAAACCAACAUUCUACAUUUGUGCAAACUGUUACAGCUCGACGUCGUCCUUUGUCGAAAAAGGAAAGGCAUGGUUAACAGAUAUGCCAUGGACAUGAUAUCACACGCUAUCUUUGUAAUUAAUAUUGUUAUUAAGAUGAAAUUAUCGACGUGAGCGGGUCGUAAUCAAUUUUAUUCUGUUACAUUAUUGUACGAAAGAUUAAAGGUUAUUCAAUAAACAGUAAUAUAAACUCAAUAAGGAUACGUAAAAGCGUAUUUCUGCUUUAAACAAGGAAA